AUGCUAGGCGUAAAAUUGAAAAACAUCUUUGCCAAGACAGAAGACCGGCCUACGCCACCAGAGGUCUACAACUGGAGAAUCUACGGCACUGCGCUGGUGGCUUCCACAGCAAGUGUGCUGAUCGGCUACGACACUGGGUUUGUGGGCGCAACCUUCACCAACACAUAUUUCUUGAAAAAUUUCGGGCUCGUCCCAAACACUACGUCCACUGAUACCACGGUUUCGAAUUUGAUUUCGUGUUUUCACGCAGCUGCUUUUUUCGGAGCGUUGCUGUCAUACCCUCUAUCGCACUACUGGGGUCGCAAAGUUGCGUUGAUAAUUGCAGCUGGGCUGGCUACAAUUGGUGCGGCUCUUAUGCUCGUGGGGGUACGUGGCAGCCUUGCUCCUAUCUACGUUGGACGUAUCUUCACGGGUUUGACGGUGGGUGCAUCUACAAACCUCACGGUCGUGUAUCUCAGUGAAGUCUCGCCUGCGCCCAUUCGAGGCCAAAUCAUCGCUGCUUUUGAGAUCGGCUGGCGUGUGGGCGAUCUAGUGGGUUUCUGGAUCAACUACGGCAUCAACCAGCACAUUCCACCUGGAAACAAGCAGUGGAUCAUUCCUAUUGGCGUGCAAUUGAUUCCUGCUGGACUUUUCUUCGCGGGGUCGUUCAUAAUGGUGGAGUCACCUCGUUGGCUGUUCCAAAUGAAUCGCGACGAGGAAGCGGUUCGCAACCUGUGCUUCCUGCGGAACUUGCCGGACGACAACGGAUACAUGAUCUGGGAAAUUAACUCCAUUCGGGAUUCUGUGGAAUCGCAAAACGCUAGUAUUGGGCCUGGAAUGAUGGACCCUGCAAAGGAAGUGUUUGUUCGCAACCGCAAAUACGCCCGCAGAUUAAUUAUCAGUUCAAUGCUGUUGGUGAUCCCAAAUUUUAUGGGUAUUCAGUCCAUCAACUACUACUCCCCCAAGAUCUUUGCCAACAUUGGCGUUAAAGGCACAAAUGCUACUCUCUUUUCGUCCGGGAUGUUUGGCGUGGUUAAAUUCAUUUGCACUUUCAUUUACAUCCUAUUUAUUGUGGACAAUUUCGGCAGGCGUAAGGCUUUCUUAAUAUCCGCGUCGAUGUGCUCCCUGUGUUUCUGGUACUUGGGCACAUACCUCAAAAUCAACGAUCCAACGAAGCCGGGCAACGUUCCUGGUCCCGGUGGAACCGCUGCUAUUGCUUUCAUGUUCAUAUGGACGGCAUCGUUUAUUUUGGCAUGGUCGGGCGGUCCUUUCGUAUGGAGUUCCGAGGUCUUCGAACAAAACAUCAGAACGUUUGUGCAGGCCAUCAACGCCGCCAUGUCGUGGGUCCCCAUUUUCAUCAUGACAAGAUUAACCACAACCAUGAUCGACAAGAUGAAAUUCGGGAUUUUUUUCUUCUUCGCUGCAAUUGCCGCUCUGGCCGUCCCGUUCGUGUUCUUUUUCGUGCCCGAGACCAAGGGUAUCGCAUUAGAAGACAUGGAUAAAUUAUUCACCAAGGGAUUAUCCGCCUACAGAGCCCACCAAGUGGUUAUGGAGAAAUCUUCCAAGACUGUGCUCGAGGUGCGUGACUCUUGCGACCACAUCUCGACGUAUUCUAAGAAGCCAAACACAAAACUCAUCGAAAACGCUGCUCUUGAGGAGCAAAACUCAAAGGUUUGA
Messenger RNA from Lachancea nothofagi CBS 11611, 1656 nucleotides. The record is from the annotation of a GenBank genome assembly. Lineage: Eukaryota; Fungi; Ascomycota; Saccharomycetes; Saccharomycetales; Saccharomycetaceae.